Molecule: messenger RNA, 4448 nt
Organism: Triplophysa rosa
Lineage: Eukaryota; Metazoa; Chordata; Actinopteri; Cypriniformes; Nemacheilidae
Gene: prkchb
Product: protein kinase C, eta, b
Exons: 14
Coding region: 613-2682 (689 amino acids)
Biological process (GO): protein phosphorylation
Molecular function (GO): diacylglycerol-dependent serine/threonine kinase activity; ATP binding
Source: RefSeq, a predicted model, not a curated record
AGAAUGGAUUUUCUGCGCCACUGUUGCUAUCGAAAGUACCGUGUGAGGUGUGUCUAAUCAUCAGCUUUGUGAUUGUUAUGCCCGCAUUGUUUGCAUGCUUUCGGUAAAAGAUGAGCGCAUAGGGACGGAAUGGGGCAUGUACUCAUGAGGCCGACGCUGAGGUUUUCUACCACACUCAGAGAGAGAGAGAGAGAGAGAGAGAGAGAGAGAGAGAGAGAGAGAGAGAGAGAGAGAGAGAGAGAGAGAGAGGUCCCCCACGGUCGAUUUCCUGCAAGGACGAAAGCUCAACGUUUGCUGUUUUUGACUGUUGUGAUUUUUAUACUUUUUAUCGGGGUGCGUUUGCGGAAAGACUUAUUUUAUGUUUUCGUUUGUGUAGAAACUUUCCUGGGCGUAAGGCGCAGCUAACGUUACAGGGUAUUUAUGAGAAUUCUUCUAAAAUGGUCUUCUGGAUUAAUGGGCAGAAUUGACAUUUUACAUUUACAAUUACAUUUUUGACAAUUUUUUUCAGACGUAUUAUAUAUGACUUUCUAACUAACCCUGCGAUUGCUGUUUUGUUUUGAUUAUUUGUAUCGAUUACAUAUCGAUUGUAUAAUACUGAAUGUUGGAGCUACUAUGCAAUUCAAAGGCUACUUGAGGCUUCGCAUUGGCGAAGCGGUGAAUUUAAAACCGACACAUUUUUCAACUCGGCAUACGUUUCAAAAGAAAAGCCACCUGGAUCCCUACAUAGUUGUGAAAGUAGACAACGUGAAAGUUGGACAGACCGCCACAAAGGUGAAAACCAACAGACCCUUCUUCAACGAAGAGUUCUGUCCAUACAUCUCUAAUGGCAAAGAGCUGGAGCUGGCGGUGUUUCACAGCACCUCAAUUGGAUACGACAACUUUGUAUCCAAUUACAGGAUCCAGUUUGAGGAUUUAUUAGCAUCAUCAAACAGCAGACAGACAUUUGAGGGAUGGGUGAAUCUUGAACCAGAGGGAAGUGUGUAUGUCUUCAUCUCUCUCACCGGCUCAUUUACAGAUGAUAAAGCUGUAGAGAAUGGAAUCAGGAAGCACAGAGACUUCUCCAGAAGGAGGCAGAAAGCUUUAAAGAGAAGAAAGGUUCAUCAAGUCAAUGGCCAUAAAUUUAUGGCAACCUUCCUCCCUCAGCCUACAUUUUGCUGCCAUUGCAAAAACUUCAUCUGGGGUGUGUUUGGAAAGCAAGGUUAUCAGUGUCAGAUGUGCACAUGUGUGGUCCAUAAGAAGUGCCACGAUUUGGUUGUAAGCGAGUGUCCACGUAUGAAGAAAACUUAUGAGCAGGGCCAAACCCAGGGAUUCAGCAUCAACGUGCCGCAUCAGUUCCGGGAGCACAACUACAAAGUUCCCACGUACUGUAACCACUGCGGAUCUCUCCUUUAUGGGAUAGUGAAACAGGGUCUCCACUGCAAAAGUUGCAAGAUGAACGUCCAUAAACGCUGUCAGCAGAAUGUUGCACCAAACUGCGGCGUGAACAGCGCCGAGCUGGCCAGCAAACUGGGAGAGAUUGGUUUACAAGCAAGCAGAUUCUCCGUGCGACAGUCUCAAAUGCACAUAACAGAAGUCACUCCAAAAAGCUCUGUUAAAUCGACAAAAGGGGAGCAGGAGGAGGAAACUGUUGCUGUGGGUUUGGAGGACUUCAGUUUCUUGCAGGUGCUGGGAAAAGGCAGUUUUGGAAAGGUGAUGCUGGCCCGUUUGAGAAGUGACCACAGGGUCUUUGCGGUGAAAAUGCUGAAGAAGGACGUCAUAUUGCAAGAGGAUGAUGUCGAAUCAACCAUGAUUGAGAAGAGAGUGCUGACUUUGGCCCACCAGCACCCCUUCCUCACACAACUCUACUACUGCUUUCAGAACGCCGAGCGGUUGUUCUUUGUCAUGGAGUUUGUGAAUGGUGGUGACCUCAUGUUCCACAUCCAGAAGUCCAGGCGUUUUGAAGAGCCACGAGCGCAGUUUUACGCCGCUGAGAUCACUUUGGCCCUUAGGUUCCUUCACUCCAAAGGCAUCAUUUACAGGGACCUGAAGCUGGAUAAUGUGCUCCUGGACCGAGAGGGCCACUGCAAACUGGCAGAUUUUGGCAUGUGCAAAAUGGACAUUUUAGAAGGAAGACUAACUAGCACAUUCUGUGGAACUCCAGAUUACAUAGCACCUGAGAUCAUCCUGGAGGAAUCGUACGGUGUUUCAGUGGACUGGUGGGCUUUUGGCGUGUUGCUGUACGAGAUGCUGUCAGGUCAUGCUCCUUUUGAAGCAGAGACUGAGGACGAGCUCUUCGAGUGUAUCCUCAGAGAUGAGGUCAUUUAUUCAUCGUGGCUCAGCAAUGAGGCAGAGGACAUUCUUAGAGGGUUACUCACCAGAGAGCCACCCUGCCGGUUGGGUUGCAUGCCCAGAGAUGGAGGAGAAGAGGCCAUCGCUGCACAUCCGUUCUUUGCGGGACUCGACUGGGAGAAGCUGAGCAGACGAGAGAUCGAACCUCCUUUCACUCCUCGAAUAGAAUCUACUGAGGAUGUCAACAAUUUCGACUCUGAUUUUACCCAAGAGGAACCCUCUCUUACGCCCAUAGAAGACGGAAUUUUCCCUUUCAACCAGGACGACUUUAAAGACUUCACUUACACGGCACCAGAACUGCGAUCUGCCAACAAUAAGCCAGCAAUGCCUUAUUUAUUAGAAAUACAUGGAUGAUCUUUUUCACUAAUAAAUUCCCUUUAGUCAACUUGUUUAAAAAAUUUGGCUCAUCUUUAAAUACAUCUAAAUCACUGCUUUCCAAACACAUGUACAGUAUGUAUACCAGACGCUGACUUCAGAAUUAAAGGUCAAAUCUGUCAAGAAAUGUUUGAAAACAUUGCAACUCAUUACUUCACUAGGACCAUCCCGACCAAAUAAAUUAUUUGUAUCAUGUAUUCCAAAAAGAACCAAUGCUUUUUGAAGUGUGCUUCGUAAUUCAUGUACGUGAAGCUUCACUUGUUUAAUAUGUUUGUAUAGUACACAAGUGGAGCUGUGCAGUGUUCGUUUGGUAUUUGUUACUAGGAUGAUAAUAUUUGUAUUCAUGCAGUUGCCAAAUGCUUUGUUUUGCAGCUUUGUUGUGAGCAUGGGAACAGAUUCACCUUGCACCUUAAUUCAUUGUAACAACUUUGUUAAGUUAUGAGUUGUACUGCAAACAAAAAAAGAUCUAUUUUAUGAACUGUGAAGAGACGUUUGAUUUUCCCAUCUUGUAUAGCACUGUCAGUUUGUUGGGACAAAGAUUGAUGUUUAUGUAAACCUCAUGUGACAGUGUGGACAUAUCAUAUGUCCGGUACAUCGAAUAAUUAAUUGACGGAGCUUAACCUGUGGCAUGUGACAGAAGCGUGAAAUUUUAAUGAGAAAACCUAGCAUAUCCUUUACACCUCAAAGGAACAGCAGAAUUGUGAUCAUGUCACAUUUCUCUGUGGACAUGCAAAUCCUCCUAUCAAUCAUUCACUAUCAUCUAUUCAUUUACUGUUUUCACGAACUCAUCCUGUAUUUAAAGGCCUAAUGCACUGGAUGAUGUGUAAUGUGUGUCGGUGCUGCAGUGUUGAUGGGGUCCAUGUUUAGAGACUGUGAAGAGUAAACCACUAUCAUUUAAAUAUGAUUCAGUCAUUGUCAGCCCGCUUUCAUAUCAGCAAGUUACUAACUUUGAUAAAAUACUUUUAAAACAGUGUUGAUAAGAGACUUUCAUGUGUGCAUUCUUUUAUAUUUCAUUGUCUUUAGGGUUAAUCUGGGUAAACCUGGAGUGCCCCAGGGUUCAAUUUUGGGCCCUAUACUUUUUAGCAUGUACAUUUUUCCUUUGUGGAAACUUCUGAGAUCACUUGCAAUUAACUUUCAUUUUUAUGCCGAUGACACCCAGAUAUACAUACAUUCAAAAUGUUAAUGGUGUUAACACAACGGUUUCUUUCUCAAUGUAUCUCUGAGAUUAAAAAAUGGAUGUCUGAUCAUUUUCUCUGUUUGAACAGUGACAAGACUGAAGUGAUGCUCAUUGGUUCACCUCACCAGUUACGUAAAGCUGAGCCUUUAGCCUUAAAUGUGGAUGGCUCUGUUUUACAGUUUCAAACUAAAUUAAAAAAAUUGGGAGUGACAUUUGAUGCUAACUUAACAUUUGAUCUACAUGUUCAGAAUAGAGUUAAAGUAUCUUUUUUUCAUCUCAGAAAUAUUGCCAGAUUACGUCCCAUGCUGUCAUUUUCUGUAGCUGAAAAGUUAACACAUUUGUUUUCUCUCGGAUUGAUUAUUGCAAUGCAUUGUUGGCUGGAGCAUCAAAAGCUGUAUUGUAUUGUUUAUUAACUGACGCUGUGAUGGAAUUACCCAAUAGCGAUUUUUCUUGCUCUAUUUCCCCAAACCAGUUGUAACUGGAAAUCCAUUGUGGAAAGAAUGUUGCUGUCUCACAUUUUAAUACCAUGACUUCUAGACAAAGGCAUUGAUAAAAAUCUAAAUAAUGG